AUGAUUAAGAAGCGGAAGGUCCGGAUGGAUGGGAAAGGGAAGAGGAGGCGGAAAAAAAAAAAAAAUGAUGACAGUGAAGAUGGAGAGGAUGAGGAAGAAAGAAAAUUAGAUAAAUUAAAAGCGUCCCAAAACUUAAAAUUACUACAAUAUGUGAGGUUAAAAAAGAAGGGAAUAAAUGCGGACAACCUAAGUAAUCAUAACGUAACCACACAGGACGAAGAAAAUGAAAAUAAACGGCACGAAAAACAUUUCACCAAAAAUGUCACGGAGAAGGAAAUCGAACAGGCACACAUAGAAGAUUUUAUUCGAAAAAAUAUGGAGCAGUUCUACCAAGACGCUAAGCGGAGCAACAGCAGAAGGGACGGCGACGACGGUGCCAGCGAUGGGAACAGCGAUGGGACGAGAGAUGGUGAUUGCCAUGGUGAUGCCCAGGCGGGUGAUGACUCUGUGAAGGAUCUGUACAAGCUAUCGGACCACUUAAAAGUUAAGAGCUCUGUUGCCAGUAACCCGGAGAAGCUAAGCUGCAUCACAGGCAUAACGGAGAUACCCUUGCCCAUCGAAGUCAAACUGAAAAAUAUUGAAGAGACGGAAAAGAUGAAGAGGAAGCUUCUGAAGAAGGCCAAGCUGGUAAAUUGA
Messenger RNA from Plasmodium inui San Antonio 1, 636 nucleotides. RefSeq lists its product as hypothetical. The transcript has 2 exons. The record is from RefSeq and is a predicted model, not a curated record. The coding region runs from base 1 to 636 and encodes 211 amino acids. Gene Ontology annotation, biological process: mRNA splicing, via spliceosome. Lineage: Eukaryota; Apicomplexa; Aconoidasida; Haemosporida; Plasmodiidae. Gene Ontology annotation, cellular component: spliceosomal complex.